UCAAGAGCAAAACAACUGUAGCCAGAAGGAAACUUUGACCCUCGUCGAAGGAGACAGACGGGUGACGUUUAUCUACUUAGCUAUUAAACAGUCGUGCAAAUAAUGGACUGUCUUUAAUUGGUGGUGAACUAUGCUGCAAAAAAUGUUGGAAACAGUGAUAUUAGGAAUAAUCCUCCUUGUGCAAGUUGCACAAGCUUCAAGAGGUGAUGCAUCAAAUGAAUACACAGGCUGUUAUCAUGUUUGCCAUUUUAAUAAUUGUACAUCAAGUCAGGAUGUAGCUGUAUAUGAAUCAUUACAGAGUCUAAGUGAAAAAGUCCUCCAGUGGUCCUGUGACGAUGAAUGUAGAUACAACUGCAUGUGGCAGACAACCAACGUAUUUGUUAGUAGAGGUUAUGAUGUACCUCAGUUUUUUGGCAAGUGGCCAUUUGUAAGAUUAUGGGGUAUGCAAGAGCCAGCAUCCGUAGUUUUCUCCAUUCUCAAUUUGCUAGCACAUGCUAUCGGUCUUCGUAAGUUUCGACAAUCGGUACCUCCCUUUGCUCCUCUCUAUAGGUUGUGGCAUGUUCAUGCUGUGAUAUGUAUUAAUGCCUGGACUUGGUCAGUGAUCUUCCAUGCCCGUGACACACCAUGGACAGAGCGUAUGGAUUAUUUUUGUGCCUUCUCCAUGGUUCUCUUUUCACUGUUUGGCCUGUUUGUAAGAUUAUCAGGUCCAAGGAGGUGGCGUAGAAAAGAAGUCAUCGCUGUUCUGUGUGGUCUGUUCUUCACUUAUCAUGUGUGGUAUCUUACUAGAAAGAAAUUUGAUUAUGGUUAUAACAUGAAAGUUAAUGUUUUUGUAGGCUUGCUUAAUGGCUGUGGUUGGAUAGCUUGGGCUGUGCCUCGUGUAGAGAAGAGACCAUAUGCACGGUGGUGUAUUUUCACAGUCGUGGGAGCUUUAUCGUCCAUGCUUCUGGAACUUGGAGAUUUUCCUCCUAUAUUUUGGGCUGUGGACGCUCAUGCGUUGUGGCACUUAGCAACAGCUCCUCUUCCAUUUAUUUGGUACAAGUUUCUUGAAAAUGAUUGUCUAUACUUGGCACAGAGAGGAUCUGGGCAUGAUUAUAAGAAACAAAUAUAAUUAAUACUACUUUAGCUUUUUCAAAUUAUGCUCAAUCUUUUUAUAAUGUGUGGUGUGAAGAAAGUGUGAUGAUUAUUUGUUAAAUUGUUAUCCCAAGUUAACCGACCUUUUCUUUAAUUGUUAAUGUGGUAGGUUUACAUGCUGAAGAAAGUUUAAUAUUUAUUGAAAAACAAAUUUAUAGCAAAAUAUAGGCAUAUUGUAAGGUAAAAGUUUUUAAUUACCAGUGAUAUUUUAAGGUUACAACAAUUUAAAUGUGAAGAAGUGACACAUUAGGUUUUGAUAAUGCACUAGAAUUUUAUGUGCAAACCUGAACUAAUUAAGAACUUUACACUACAGUAUUUCAUUAAUGCCAAAGUUUAUCAUUUAAGAAAUUUAGAUAUUUUGACAAGACAACCCUUUUCAAAGUUAUUCUAGAUUUGUAUCAGAAAACUGCAAAUGAUUAAUUAGAGCUUUGAAUUUGUUAGUGUAGUACCAGAAUCACAGUGUUUAGUAUUUUUUUUUUCCUCUGAGGUAUGGAAGUAUGUACAAUACCUUUUUGUUUUAAGUUAGAGGAAACUUACAUAAGUGUAGUGAUGCAUUUUCACCAUUUGGUGUUACCAUUAUGUAAUUCAUUUUGUUAAGCAGUUGUUACUUUCCUGUGACUUAAAUUUAAAUUUUGUAGGAUUACAUUUUUAAAAAUUCAUUUGCCGAUCUGUGCAGCUGCAUAUUGUAGGUUUUCAUCUAGGUAAAUUCAGAAGUUAGUAUUCUUAUUGUUUUGGGACUCAGACCAAAUUCAUCAUUGAAGGUAACUAACAAGAGUACAAUAUUGUUCAAAAUUUGUUUUAAAGAUUGACUGGUUACAUGCCAAAGUUUUUAUAUCUUAUCUGAGGCUGGAGAGUUCAUAGUUAUAUGCUACUCAACCUCCCUUAAUCCUAAUAGAUAUAUGCUACUCAACCUCGCUUAAGCCCAAUAGAUUUAUUUGUCAGUUGCAUUAUAUAAUAAGCGUAGUUUUCAGUUGCAUAAGGUGACAAUUGGGUAAUUGUUAAAUAAUUAUGGUGGAACUCAUUUUACGGUUGUUGAGAUUUUGAAUUUUGAUGUACAGCUGCUCUCAUAAUUAUGAUUUGAAGAAAUGCUCAACAUGUGUUAUAUUAAACCAUGUUAUCUUGAUCUCAUAGAGUGCCCCUUGGAUGGGGUGGACUGUAUUCAAUAGUUUCACUCUUAUGAUCUCAUAUACUGUUUAACAAUCUUCUUUAUAACUAACAUACUUAAAAGAAAUAGAGUAGAACUGUGUUAGUCUUUUCUUAAAAUUACAAAUCUUAGGACACCACAUGGAAGACUUGUUAUUGAAUGUGUGCAGUGUUUUGGCCUUUUGGGCUUCAAGGAGCUGAGAAUAAAAUUUGGUUAUUAAGAUUAUAUUUGAGUAAAUUGAGACCUAUUGUUAGUUUUGACAUUUAAAUGUUCUAAGCAUUCAAAAGAGAUCAAUUUAGUUCUAGGGCAGUUGUAUUAAGAAAGUUUCACAGUAUACAUACAGAGCAUUUGCAUUAAGAAGUGUGAAGAUGCUGUAGUAAUAAGAGAAUUUGAUGCAAGUAGAUAUUUCAUGGUUUGUAUGUAUAUUAAUGUCAACACAUCAUGAAAAGUUUACUGACCAUUUUUCUGGGGGUUUAAUGUGCAGAUUCAACAUAUAGUUCUUUGCUAAUGUGGUGUUUCAUAUGUGCAAUAGUUCUUUGCUAAUGAGGUGUUUCAUAUAUGCGUCAUAGUAUUAUCACCACUAAAACAACUCUGCUUGAAUACUGGUCCACUAUUUUUGCAUGUCUGAUGUUGUAGAGAUGAUUUUGACUGCUUGUCAUUUUGAGUGUGUGUUAUCAAAUAUCUUGAACUGUUGAGGCAUGUUAGAAUUGUCAUUCUGGUUGUGGGUAUCAAAAUUAAAGUUACUCUACUCAAAAGAUUUCCUUAUUUACUUUAUGAAUUCAUUGGUUCAUUGUUGUUUUUAGAAAAGUGAUUUUUAACCCACUCAGUGCCUAAGUUAUGUAUGAUGAGUAUUGUAAAGUACUUUUUUAUCAAAAGGUUCCUUCAUUUUGAUUAUGGGCCUUAAAUUGUUUAGUUGCUGUAAUAUUUAAUUGAAUAUAUAAGUUCAAAUACCCAUAUACCAAAUAUGUAAUUUUUAGCAAAUGAAAUGAAGAUACUUUAUAACUUGUAGCUAUUAUAUAUGAUGACAUUAAAAAACAGUGCUUUUGAUACAAUAGAAUAGUUUAAGAGUCUUCUGACCAUUACAUGGAACCUUGUAAAUACAGUGUUUGGUAUGGUGUAAAGGUUUUGUGUGCAGGAAGUGCUUUGUUAUUUUUUUGUUGUGUACUAUAUAGUGUACUAUGUUAUAUAGAUGUGUGAUGUUAUGUACAGUUCUUGUGCAGGUGUGGAUGUUAAACUCGAUAUGCCUGUUGUAUGUAUAUUGUUAUGUAAUUAUGUUAUAUUGUUUAAAAAGUUUAUAUUCAGUGUAGUAGGGUCACAUUCCACUUUAAAAGCUGGGUUCAUGGUUUUAUACUAACAGGUUAUGCUGUUUCUGUUCUGCUUGCUUGUAAAAUAAUACUACUGGUCAACUAUAGGAGUUCUGUGGAAUUUCAUUGUAGUUUUGAGGAACAGCCUUCUGGCCGUUACAUUUAUGAGGCAAUUGAUCUUUUUAAACAAGUUUUAUCCAAUAGGGAAGGCAUGUGUACAGUACCUUGUUUGGUAUGCUGUUGAUGGUAGUGAAGGCUCCUUGCAUUCUUCCUCAGCCCCAGUUGCGUUGCUAUAUUGAUGGUGGUAAACUGGUUUUUUUUUCUGAUGACUGCUUUUUGUAAAAUCAUGUACAAUCAUUUUUACUAUUGAAUUUGGUAUGAUGGAGUGAUAUUGACUAUUGACCAUUUAGUGUAUAUACAGCAUGAAUUAUCAGAGUUGGAUCCCAAUUGCUAUGUCCCAUAUCUGUCUCUCCAUGUGGAUUCUUUUAUUUCUAACCUUGUCAAGGGUAAUGGUUGCCUGUCUUUUUUGUCUACAAAUAAAGAAAAUACUUGAAUUAGAGCAAAUUGGAUCAUAUAACUAUGGUAUUACAGAAACAAAACUCAGUACUAUACAUAUGUAGAGUACUCUUAACAUUUAUGGAUGAGAGGUGUUCUUAAAACUUUUAGUGAUAUGGUUUUUCAUAUUACUUGCUAAACUUUCAGUAUACUGCAUCUUUGAACUUUUUUGGGUGAGAGAUCAGUUUCUUGAACAUUAAACGCAUUCUAUCCCCUCGGGAAUAACCUAUACAGUAAGCCUUUAGUGCUUCCAGUUUAAUGGCAAUAAAGGAUUUUUUAAAUAUCUUCUCAGCCUUGAGCAACCUUGUUCCUGCAUUUGACUUUUCAAUCAUUCUCUCUGUUCUUUUUGUUUAGUUGUCCAGCCUCUGUAACUAGUUUUCCCUUCUCAUUCAAAGAUGAAUCAUUCAUAUUCAAGGAAUUGAACUCUCUGGGCUUAUAAAACUAAUUUGAUAUAAUAAAAAUCAUUCAUCUGUUAAUACCUUUAUUAGAUAUAGGUAAUUUUUGUCAUUUUGAAUGUUAUAUAUUUAACCUGAGUCAUCCAAGUAUUGGGACACAAGCAAUGUUUACCACACAGGAUAUACAGUAUUAGUUAAUCUAAUAGAAUAUUUGAUUAAGCAUAUAAAAUUUGCAAACAAAAGAGAGCUUGAGGUAGAUUUUACACUUUCAGAAGGAACAGACAAUUGUGAGAAUAUAAACUGAACUGAAGAAGACAACAAUGAAAAAAAUCUUUUGGAUAGUUCUUUGGUUUUGACUUGAAAAAAUAUUCCAACAAGAAUAGAAGUCUGUUAGACCUUGAACUACUGAAGUUACAUUCUUGCUGAUAGUCAAUUAGAAUAACUGGUGUUACAUUGUUGAGGAAAAAAAAAAAAAAACUUAGUUGAAAUUGAAAUAUUGCACUUGUGAUGAAUUGAAAUCUCUGUAGUCAGAGGUUGUUAUACAAGACAUUUCAAUCUAGGGUUUCGUUCAUUUGUAAAGGUAGCCUUUCCUUGACCGAGCAAGGUUUCAUUUGCAAGGAAAAAAAGGUAUUGGAUGGAAGUUGUAUAGAUAACUGAGAAAGUUGAAGGCUAAUAUAGAAGCUGUGAUUCAUCAGAUUUAAGAAUUAAUCCUUUUGUGGCUUUAUGAUCCAUUUCAAUUAAUAAGAUUACUUUGCAUUCCUAUUGAAACUAUUGUUAGCUAGGAGACAUUAUUAAGGUAUCAGUAUAUAGAGAAACCUUUUGGACUGACCGUAGGUGAGUUAAUAACUUGAACUCACCGGUAUAGCUUUACUACUUAAUACAGGUUGAUCCAUAUUUCAAAGCAUUAUAUUCAUUACCAGAAAGACUGAAUCAUUGUUACAGUGAGCAGUUUUCAUUCAUCACUGAACUAUCUUAUACUCUUGUUUCUCAUAUAGCUUUGGAUUAUACUAAUGCUUAUACAAUCUAGGGACAGAAUCCUCUUGGCUGCUAUAUUUCUUAGAGUUAAUUCCACAUGAAGUAUAAACUGUAUCAUAAUAUAUCAGUAUAAAAGGAAAAUUUUUAUAUGAUAAUUUUUAACUGUAUAAGGAUACAUAUUUGGUUUGGUUUGAGUAGAUUUUAAAUUUUAAUGAUGGUUGAUAUGCAGGACUAGUGCAUAUCUGUGCACUGUGUACUUACUAGCACGCAUGUUUAAAAGAUAGAGUAUGCAAAAUAUUUUUCUAAUUUUUUAUUCUAGCUCCUGACAGUAACAUACUUGUAUUUGGGUAUACUAGCUUAAAAUCAUCAGUUUUUGCCUAUAGUAUUAAAUAUAAAAUCAUUAUACCAAAAAGGUGCUCUAAACUAGCCCCAAGUAUUAUAAUUUUUUUUAUGAAAUGGAAUUCCUGUCAGCAAUAUUUUUUUUUAUGCCGAGGAGAGUAUUGAUAUGUUUCCAGAAUCCAGUCUUUGUUUGUACUCAUCAAGAGGGCAUUUGUGUUUGAGAUACACAUCUGAGUAUAUAGCUAAAUUUCAGUGUUUAUCAAAUUUUGAAUAAUUGCAUUAUACUGAGGGAACAAAAAUGUGCUUUGAAUUGCUCCCAUGUGAUUAUCAUGCCUCAGAUGUUCAUGAAACAGGAUUCCAUCUGUGUCCCUUGGAUCGUAUUAUCUUGCGGCCAGCCCUAUAACCAUGAAGAAUGCUGACUCAGUGGUGUGAUGAAGUUGUCUAAUGAUUAUAACUGAAAGAAUUGUGCAAGUAGUAGUAUUUGCAGGGAUGCUGAGGCUUUGAUGGGUUUUAAGCAUUAUAUUUCAGGGCUUCAUCAUUUUAAAAACCCAUAAUUAUUGCAAUUGUUAAUGUUCAUAGUGUUGUAGAGGUCUUUUGAAUACUUUUUAUAGCAUUUUUGAUAUUCCUAUAGCUGUGUCUAUAUAUUCCCAUUUGUGAUGUAUGUAUCUUUCCCAUGUGAUUUUAUUUUUAUGCUCGUACGUAAGCUAGCAUUACAAUGUUAUCCAGGUUCUAAAAUCUAUAAAUUCUACUAUAUCCUGUUAUUAAAGAUAUUAACAUAU
Molecule: messenger RNA, 6622 nt
Organism: Macrobrachium nipponense
Lineage: Eukaryota; Metazoa; Arthropoda; Malacostraca; Decapoda; Palaemonidae
Gene: PGAP3
Product: post-GPI attachment to proteins factor 3-like
Exons: 8
Coding region: 131-1108 (325 amino acids)
Biological process (GO): GPI anchor biosynthetic process
Cellular component (GO): endoplasmic reticulum membrane
Molecular function (GO): hydrolase activity, acting on ester bonds
Source: RefSeq, a predicted model, not a curated record